This is a messenger RNA of Cyanistes caeruleus (blue tit), 1199 nucleotides long. RefSeq lists its product as uncharacterized. The record is from RefSeq and is a predicted model, not a curated record. NCBI's taxonomy places the organism in Eukaryota, Metazoa, Chordata, Aves, Passeriformes, Paridae.
GGCCACGCCACAGUGCUCGGUGCACACGACGGGACAGGACGCGCCAGAGCGGUGCUGUGAGGAGCCCCUGCACAGCACACUCAUUUGUGUCUGACCCGGAGCCUUUCUGAGCCCAUAUUCCUGCAGCUGACCUCAGGACCACACCACAGCACUUGGGGACUUGGAGCUUGUCCCAGGCAUCUCUAAUCCCUGCAGUCACUGCCCCUGAGGCCACACCACAAUCAGGAGACUCCUGUCCUUGUGGCAGGAGCCCUCAAGAGCCGAGUGCAGGACUUGCUGUCCUGUAGUCUUGCCAGGACUUGAGUCUUGCAGGUGCCUUCAAGGCACAUCUGCAGGACUUGCUGCCUCGGCACUUCUCCCAGGCAUCUCUCCUGCAGGUUCCCAGACAUCCAGUCACUGCCAUGGAGCGGCGACCCACCAGAGUGCCCAAGUUGGCCUGGGUUGAAGAGGAGGAGGAGGAAGAAGGCCCUGAAACUGCUCUAGAACAGGAGACUGAAGAGGUGCAGCUGUUCCAGCCACUGCAGGAGGAUGCAGCCAUGGACGGGACACAAGAGCAGGACACCGCCCGUGGCCGCUUCUGCAGAGCAGCACAGUUUCUUUACCAAUUCGUCAAGAGAAUUGGCAAGGAAGACACCAGUCCCAUGGACACUGAGGUCAAAGCAUCCUCAGAGGUCUUGGAAGAACAGAGCAGCGCUGCCCAGCUGGAUUUGCUUGUAGAGACGGCUCUUUUCAGUCCAGAGCAAGUGCCCACCGUGGUGAGGUACAUCCACCAGUGGCUCAUGGCCAAUGAGGCUGCUGAGCACAGGAUGGACUGGGCCCUGAUGCAAGUGGCCGAGGCAGAGCCCGAUGAUGUGGCCAUCACUCUCCUGCGGGUGGCCCCAACGUGUGACAGGGAUGGCCGGGGAGCAGCUGAGGGGGCAGCACGCAGAGCUCCAGGUCUUGUGCAGAGCCCUCAAAUGCCUGACAGAGGACAGAAGCUGUGCUGUGUCAGACCUGGCACUUGAAACGCUCUAUGUCCUCUGGGCCAUCCAGAGUGGCCGAUAUUCCAUUCUCCAGAGGAUGCAAGACCAAAUCCUCAGGGCAUGGAGGACACGGCCUCGUCUGUCGGGCCUGGGCUGGCUGCGCUGCUGGAGAUGUGCUCAGUGCUGAUUUUGGAGGCUCUGGCUACUGGAGCCACCUGGGCCAGCCAGGAUUUUUUA